AUGAAGCGGCGCAAUGCAGACUGCGGAAAAUUACGGCGUCCGAUGAAACGCAACAAAAUUACAGAGGGCAUGUACGGCAGCACGACUGUUUUGUACAUGAAAUUUCUAAUUCUGUGGGCCAUUGUGAUGGUGGCCGAUUUCAUGUUCAUGUUCCGUUUUGAGUUCUUGUGGCCAUUCUGGCUGCUCCUGCGCUCAGUGCACGAUUCCUUCAAGUACAAGGGCCUGGCAUUCUCCGUGCUAUUCGUCUGUAUUGCGAUAACAUCGGAUCUGGUCUGCUUAUUUUUCAUACCCGUUCACUGGCUGCUCUUUGCGGCCAGCACAUACGUCUGGGUGCAGUACGUCUGGCAUACAGAUAAGGGUAUCUGUUUGCCGACCAUCAUACUCUGGAUGUUGUUUGUCUAUCUCGAGGUGGGCAUUCGAUGGAAAGACAGUCGCCACAUGCCGCACUUGGAUCUCUGCAGGCCGUUCGCGGCGCAUUGCAUUGGCUAUCCGGUUGUCACGCUUGGAUUCGGCUUCAAAAGCUACGUGGGCUACCGCAUGCGUCAGCGCAAGCAGCGCGAGGUGGCCAAGGAGAACGAGUUCUACAUGCAGCUCCUGCAGCAGGCCCUGCCUGCCGAGGAGGCCACCGAUGAGGCGGCGGCUGCGUCUGGAGCCCCAGCAUCUUCGAGCACAAUUGUGGUCGCCAAUGGGUCGGUCACAACGGCGGCGCUAGCCGCCGCUGCAGCCGCAUCGGCCGCGGGGCAUCCCAAUGGCAUUUUGGGAUCUGUAACGCAAGCACAAAACCAUCAUGAGCAUCAUCACAGCGGCGGCGCCGGCGCCAGCAGCAGUUCAAGCAAUAGCAAUCACCAUAAUCAUCACCAUCACAACAACAAUAAUAACAAUAGCAGCAACAGCAAGGAUACCAGCGCGAAUGACAACAACAAUAGCACAACGGCGUCGUCGCCAUCGUCAGCCGCUGCAGGGGCAGGGACAGGAGCAUCGACGGCGGCGUCAUCCACACCCUCAUCCUCCUCCUCGUCGACAGGAGGCAAGCAAUCGGCGACGGCAACAAGCACAGGUGCAGCAACCACUUCUACCACUUCUGUUUCAUACUGCUACCUCUCUGCUGCUGCAACUACAGCAAGCUUGGCGGUGACACAGAAUCAGCAACCGGGAGAUGCAGCAGCAGCAUCAGAACACCCAUCUUCUACUUGUACUUCUUCUACUAGCUCCUCUACUUCCACUGAUGCCGAUGGUUGUUGUGGUGCAACCUCCAAUGGUCACGCUGGGGGAGGCGGCGGUGGUUCAAGGAACAAUCGACGCAGCACGGACAAGGAUAAGCAUCGGAAUAAGGUUGACGCUGGUGAUAAUGAGCACAACAAUGGUCCGCAGCAGCGGCAUGGGGGUAAAAAUAGCAGCAGCAGCAGCAACAACACCAACAACAACUAUCACCAGGUCGAUGGCAGCAGUACAGCAACAGGAACGUCAGCUGCAGCAGCAGCUUCCACAGCAACAGCCCCAUCAAGUAAUAGUAAGGAUAAGGAUAAGGAUAAGGAGAGGUCAGACUGGGAUAGUAGCACCAACUCUUCACAACAACAGCCACAGGGGGGACAGCCAAAGGACAAACACGACAAAAAGGCCAACAACGUGAUGCCCAAUGGGAAUGCUCUACACGCCGAGGCAGAGGAGGCGGCCAGCGUGGAGCCAGCUCCGCAGGUUGAGAAGGCGCCCAAGGGUCGUCGCAAUCGCGGCAAGAAGGAUAAUGCGACCAAGGACAAUCACAGCCAGCAGCAGCAGGUUGCUCAGCAGCAAAAGGAGAAGGACAAGGAUAAGGAGAACACGGCCAGCAACAACAACAAUAAUGAUGCCAGCUCCGUAUCUUCGUCGACCAGCUCCAGCUCGAGCAAUGCCAUUGCGCACAUUGCCAGCAAAGUGGUGUCUAAAAUAUGCGAGACUUGCCUCAAACUGGAGGCCGAUGUGAAGAAAUAUCGCGCCGAAAUCAGUCACAUGAAGCAAAUCGAGAACGAACUCCGCCAGAAGCUAGACACCAAUCUCACCAGCAAGUCCAGUCUACAGGCCAAGCAGAAGGAGUGUGAGGAGCUCGAGAAGCGCAACCAGGAGCUGAACAAUGUGCGGCAUGCGGAAGCUCUCAACCUUCAGACAGUGGAGCGGCGCCUUAACGAGGAGCGACGGCAGAAGCAAUCAUUGGACGCCCAGUUGGCCAACGAGAAAAAGGCACGCAAGGCAGCCGAGGAGAAGGCAGCUCGUCCCGAAUGCAGCUCCCAGUGCAAGCAGCGUCGCCAGCAAAUGGAUGAUGAGCUGAAGCGAUUGCGGAACGACCUCAAGCUAACGGAGGAGACCAAGCAACUGGCCGUAGAGCAUGGCCUCAAAUACGAGCAAGAGUACCGCAUGCUGGAGGUGAAUGUGCGCAACCGCGAAUCUUCGCAGCCCGAUGCUGAGAUGCUUAUGAAAGCCCUCGCUGCCAUGCAGGAGAAGAACUCGAUGCUGGAGAAGAAUCUAUCCGCAGAGACGAGAGUCAAGCUGGACUUGUUCUCGGCUCUGGGCGCAGCCAAGCGCCAGAUUGAAAUAUCCGACAACCAUCGUCGCUCCAAGGAGGAUGAGGUCAUCGAUCUCAAGGCCAAGAUUGCCCAACUUCUGGCCGUGAUGCCAGACACAAUGUGCAUGAACACGGGCCCCCACGGACCGGGCAGCAGUAUUCUGCGCAUGAAUGACACUCCGCCACUGCAGUCGGGCCCUGGACCGUCAUCGCCGAUGCUGAGCCUAAGCGGCGCGCAGGAAUAUCAACAGCAUCAGCAGCAUCUUCAGCAAAGGAGUCAGCUGCAGCAGCAACAGCAACAGCAGCAGCAGCAACAGCAACAGCAACAAAACAAUCAGCAUCAGCAGCACCUGCAGCAAAGGAAUCAAAUGCAACAGCAGCAUCAACAGCAUCUUCAGCAACGGCAUGAGCAACAGUUGCAGCACCAACAACAACAGCAGGGGGUUCCUCCCUGCUCCCAGCAGCAAAUGGUGCCGGUGAGUGUGGCUGCUGCUCUCCAGGUGGCUGCUGCCAAUGCAGCUGCCGCAAAUGGGAACGGCAACAAUGGCAACUCCACACUGGAUCCCAAUGCCAGCGUCUACACGCCCAAGACAGGCAACAUGAUGGUUGUGUCGCCUGUGGGAAUGAACCCCAACGGCACGGAUGCCUGACGCCAGCAGAAGCAGCAGCCCUUGACGGUGUCGUCGUCGUCGUCAUCGUCUUCGCAUCUGCAUCUGAGACGACAACUCUGAGAUUAUAUUUUACAUGAGGGAGGGAGAAUACGCCGCAGGCCGCCGCAGCCGCAGCUGCAACCGCAUCUGCUGUCGAAGCCGCAAUUGCAGUCUCAGCAACCCAAUCGGCCAAUGAGCACGAGCAGAGAGAUCCCCGGGCACGACCCGAACCGAAGGCUAAAACCGAACCGAGGCAGUUCGCCUGCAAAUAUCUGAAUGUCCGUAAUAAGAAUAAGAAUAAUAAGCAGUUUCUUACGAACACUGAACACAUCCCCGCGCCACAUUAAUCACAUUAGAACGAACCGAUUCCUAACCUUACCACACUCAAAUUGGCAUUCCAAUUGAAAUUAUCCAAUGGUUUACUCUGAACAGCCACUGAUCCCAUCUUAGUCAAGCCACUGCUUGGAGUCAGUUGCUCCACCCCACGUCCGCAUCCAUAUCCGCAUACGCAUACACAUCCGCAUCCGCAUCCUCUCCACUCAACACACACGAAACACACCUUUGGGAGAGUCUGGCUCGCCCUUGAAAUACGGAAAGUAAAACAUUACUUUAACAAAAUGAUUAAAAACUUAAAUCACAUUUAAGAGAAAGCAUAAGAAACACACAGAAAUUUCUAAAAAUAAUAACAAAAUGAAAAACGCGAUUCGUAUUUUUAAUUGAUGAUCGAAGUAUGGAUCCGAUCCUCUGAACCACGUAUUUUUCUUUUUACCAAACGCUGUGAGAGAGUUGGACGAACCUAAGUGAUGGCCUUUGAUAAGGGGGACCUGUACCCCCCGACUCAAUGGAAUAUUUUUGAAGUCUGCGCCUUUGAUUUAUUAUCUCAUUAAAUUAUUUUUUGUUAUAAAACCUUAAAUGUACGCUAUAAUUUAGAAUUUAAUCUUUUUGAAACACCCCCAACAUCCACAACAACACAACUAUCAAACAAAACUAUUUUCUAUUUAAGUUUUAAUUUAUUUUUGUUUAACUUUUUUUGCUGUUCCUAAGAAAAAAAUCGAAAAAACAAAACACAUUAAGAAGAAAACGCUAAGUUCAUUAACGAAGAAGUAAAACGACGAGACGACCAUUUUGUUCAAUAAUAAAAGAAGAAACAACAAGUUUUAUUUGCUGCAAGAAGACAGUACACCACAUA
Molecule: messenger RNA, 4375 nt
Organism: Drosophila pseudoobscura
Lineage: Eukaryota; Metazoa; Arthropoda; Insecta; Diptera; Drosophilidae
Product: macoilin-2
Exons: 10
Coding region: 1-3186 (1061 amino acids)
Biological process (GO): neuronal signal transduction; chemotaxis
Cellular component (GO): nuclear membrane; rough endoplasmic reticulum membrane
Molecular function (GO): microtubule binding
Source: RefSeq, a predicted model, not a curated record